AUCUCUCGUUCUCUCAAAAGUCAGAAUCUCUCUUCCCGAGUUCCACUGUGUUGUUGUCUGCAGUGAUCAUGGCGAGUAACGAGGCAGAGCGCAAAGAGGAGGGAGAGGAAGAGGCAACAGAAGUUGCAGCCGGUGAAGACGAAGAUACAGGAGCUCAGGUUGCUCCAAUUGUUAGGCUUGAAGAAGUUGCUGUUACCACUGGAGAGGAAGAAGAAGAUGUCCUUCUCGACUUAAAAGCAAAACUUUAUCGAUUUGACAAGGAAGGGAAUCAGUGGAAAGAGAGGGGUGUUGGAACCGUGAAGCUUCUGAAGCACAAGGAAACAGGGAAAGUUAGGUUGGUUAUGCGUCAGUCUAAGACGCUCAAGAUCUGCGCCAACCAUUUAGUUCUUCCUUCGACUUCUGUACAAGAACAUGCCGGGAAUGAUAAAUCAUGCGUUUGGCACGCAACUGAUUUCUCUGACGGGGAAUUGAAAGAUGAACUCUUUUGCAUUCGGUUUCCUUCAAUUGAGAACUGCAAAACUUUCAAGGAAAUGAUAGCGGAGGUUGCUGAAUCUCAAGGAAAGAAAGAUGGAGAGAGCGAAGAAGGUACCUCUGCUGCUGGCCUGAUUGAGAAGUUGAGUGUAAGUGAAAGCAAAGAUAAGGAAGAAAAAACUGAGAAAGUUCCUGCUCCUACAGCAGAGCAUAAGGAAGAAGAAAAGGAGCAAAAGGAAGAAGAAAAGGCAAAACCAGACAGAUAA
Molecule: messenger RNA, 737 nt
Organism: Telopea speciosissima
Lineage: Eukaryota; Viridiplantae; Streptophyta; Magnoliopsida; Proteales; Proteaceae
Product: ran-binding protein 1 homolog c-like
Exons: 4
Coding region: 69-737 (222 amino acids)
Biological process (GO): nucleocytoplasmic transport
Cellular component (GO): cytoplasm; nuclear pore
Molecular function (GO): GTPase activator activity
Source: RefSeq, a predicted model, not a curated record